AUGUCAAGUAUUAUAUGCUCAGUUAGGGGCUGCCAUAACAAUUGGAUUAAGAGAAGAGAACAAUUGCACCAACGAUGUUACGAACACAAUGUGAAGCGGUCGGAGUGUUGUGGUGCACUUUACAAUUUACACCCGCCACCUAAAGAAGAGGAGCACCUGAGGCAAUGGCUGAAGGCGCUAAAUUUGAAGCGCCCACCCAAGCGCCCUUAUGUGUGUUCGUACCAUUUCAUGGACGGGAAGCCGACUGACGAACACCCUUACCCCGAGAAAUGGCUCGGCUACGAUGUUCCGGUAAAGAAGUCACGCCAGGUGCUGAAAAGGUUGUCAGAUUCAGAUGUGUCGAUGACCGCCAGUGAUGCAGUGGACAACUGUGAGGGUGAUCACAUCCACAUGCCCCUGAACUGUGAUGCAGAAACACAAUGCCAUCUGUCAUCUGUCUCUGACCACAACUACAGUUCAAAAUCACAUCUCAACCUGAAGCCACCUACAUGGGAACACAACCUUUGUCAGCUAUACACAGGGUUGACAUUGGAUGCAUUUCAUUCAGUUGCCGAGCACCUUACCAGGUCCAGUACAUACACCAACAGCUUCCAGCUACACACUUGGGAUCAGCUCCUGAUGACUCUGACGAAGCUGCGUCUUAAUUUAUUGCAGGGUGAUCUUGCUCUUAUUCUGUCGAUUAAAGUAAUUGCUGCUGAAAAAUCGGACACAAAACAAGUUGUGCUUGUGAAGUUCCUCAAGGGCAGCAUUGAGCCCAGCACAAAGUGCGGUACAAAAGGUCUGCUGUGUCUGCAGAUACACGGAUCAUCAGCCUCUGGAAGGUCGAGGAAAGGUCGCUUUUACCUUUGA
This is a messenger RNA of Sinocyclocheilus anshuiensis, 849 nucleotides long. RefSeq lists its product as uncharacterized. The coding region runs from base 1 to 849 and encodes 282 amino acids. NCBI's taxonomy places the organism in Eukaryota, Metazoa, Chordata, Actinopteri, Cypriniformes, Cyprinidae. The record is from RefSeq and is a predicted model, not a curated record. The transcript has 3 exons.